AUGGAACCUUCCGAGGUUCGGUCCCAAACCAGCGGGUACGAACAGGCCUUCAUUGAGCAUGAAAGCAAGGGGCGAUACAGUGAUGGAACUAUUAGUGAGUGGAAGGCCGCUCUUAGUGAAGUUCAGGCACUGAAGGGAUGGAAAAUUCAAAGCAUGCCCAACAGAAAGAAUCGAUUGAAUGCACUUAUGGGCAAGCGCGAUUGGCUCGGUGAAGGAAGUAAGGACUUAUCAUCACUAGUAGAAACAAAGAGAAGAGAUCAUCCUUUGGAUGAUUAUCUUGCCCACUCCAAAAAGGCGGUAGGCAUUGCUGGAUGUCUUCCUCUUGCCCUCGAGGUUAUAGGUUCGCUUUUAUUGGCCAAGAAUAAAGAAAAGUGGGAUGCCAAACUGAAAAAGUUGGAAAAAGUUCCUUAUGAGGAAGUCAGCAGUGAGCUGAAGAUAAGUUACAAGGCGCUAAAUGCUCUGCAAAAGCACGUCUUUCUAGAUAUAGCUUGUUUUUUCAUUGGAUGUGACAAAAAAAUUACCAUCUACAUGUGGGAUGACACUUUAUUUUUUCCAGAAGAAGCUUUGGAAGUUCUGCAGUAUAUGUCCUUGAUUAAGAUCAAAGAAGAUAAUACGUUGUCGAUGCAUAAUCUAUUAAGGGGCCUGGGGGCGAGAAAUCAUCCGCCAAGAUGGUAA
Messenger RNA from Rhodamnia argentea, 675 nucleotides. RefSeq names its product disease resistance protein L6-like. The transcript is spliced from 3 exons. The coding region runs from base 1 to 675 and encodes 224 amino acids. Lineage: Eukaryota; Viridiplantae; Streptophyta; Magnoliopsida; Myrtales; Myrtaceae. The record is from RefSeq and is a predicted model, not a curated record. Gene Ontology annotation, biological process: defense response.